Messenger RNA from Rhincodon typus (whale shark), 581 nucleotides. Its product is annotated as histone H3. Bases 26 to 436 code for a protein of 136 amino acids. Gene Ontology annotation, molecular function: DNA binding; protein heterodimerization activity; structural constituent of chromatin. The record is from RefSeq and is a predicted model, not a curated record. The transcript has a single exon. Gene Ontology annotation, cellular component: nucleosome. NCBI's taxonomy places the organism in Eukaryota, Metazoa, Chordata, Chondrichthyes, Orectolobiformes, Rhincodontidae.
AGUGUUUUGCAUAGAAUUGAAGAGAAUGGCUAGAACCAAGCAGACAGCGCGUAAAUCCACCGGAGGAAAAGCUCCCCGCAAGCAGCUGGCGACCAAAGCAGCCCGCAAGAGCGCGCCGGCCACGGGCGGAGUGAAAAAGCCUCAUCGCUACAGGCCCGGCACGGUAGCUUUGCGAGAGAUCCGCCGCUACCAGAAAUCGACCGAGCUGCUGAUCCGCAAGCUGCCCUUCCAGCGCCUGGUGCGGGAGAUCGCUCAGGACUUCAAGACCGACCUGCGGUUCCAGAGCUCGGCCGUGAUGGCCCUGCAGGAGGCCAGCGAGGCUUACCUGGUGGGGCUGUUUGAGGAUACCAACUUGUGUGCCAUCCACGCCAAGCGAGUCACCAUCAUGCCCAAAGACAUCCAGCUGGCCCGCCGGAUCCGCGGGGAGCGCGCCUAAACGGAGCGUACCUGGCCCUGUCGGUUAACCCCGAGAAACCCAACGGCUCUUUUCAGAGCCACUAAACUAUCCAAAAAGAGCCGAACUGACGCAUGAUGUGCGUUUCGUUGUUAUAUAACCAUAUCUUAUUAUUGCACCGGGCUAA